Messenger RNA from Panicum virgatum (switchgrass), 614 nucleotides. RefSeq lists its product as uncharacterized. The record is from RefSeq and is a predicted model, not a curated record. Bases 123 to 614 code for a protein of 163 amino acids. The transcript has 4 exons. NCBI's taxonomy places the organism in Eukaryota, Viridiplantae, Streptophyta, Magnoliopsida, Poales, Poaceae.
AGAAACCAGCACCAGCAUCUCCGAGUCCAUCAGAGUUCAACACCAACCAGGAUGCAGCUGAAGAAACCUCCAAUGUAGAAGGCCUGAAUCAACAUGAGACGGCUGCAACUCCCGAUGCACUGAUGGAUACAAGCGAAGAACAAACUGAUACAGUCGAGGCUCUUAACGCUAACACUAGCUCUGAUAGGACGAUUGCUCCCGAACCGACCAACACUUCUUCUUCAGAACAGAGCUUUGACAUUUCAGGUUUACUUUCCUUCGACCCGGCAUCAAUGGGUCUGAUUGUCCCUGGAGCAGAAGCAUUACCUCUGCAGCAAUCGGCUAACUUGUCACAUCAGCUUCGACUCAUCAGGGAUUUUCUAUCUGCUCCAAUCACUGCUCUGAUUGAUGAUUCCAGCAACAUAAAGAACAUCUUUGAGCAAAUAGAACCCCAACUCCCGGAGCCAUUUGUUGGCGUUUACAACAUCGAUUUCCAUGUGUUUUUUACUCUUUCCCACGUGCUCCUGACACAACAUAAUACCCCAUAUUCAAAGUAUUGGUAUGUACCUUACUUCAUCCACAUUGGUAGUGCUUUGCUUGGAGAGGAUCCUUAUGAAGUUGGAUGCAGCAUCUAG